Molecule: messenger RNA, 25488 nt
Organism: Xyrichtys novacula (pearly razorfish)
Lineage: Eukaryota; Metazoa; Chordata; Actinopteri; Labriformes; Labridae
Source: the annotation of a GenBank genome assembly
AGCACUCAGGUAGCGGGACACUGAACGCAUCUGGACACGGUCGAACAAGACCCCGACCCGCUCGGUUUGUCCGGUAUCUUUUGACUGGAAACUGCACUGUAACCUUUGUGGAAUAACACCACUUGUCGUUGUAAACUUGUUUGAGAUUAUAAAGCGGUUGGGGGUUCACUUCUUAGUCGCACUCUGCCAUGAUGCCUGGAAUGGCUAGCUAUCGUUAGCCGGUAGAGCUAACGUUCAUCAUCCACCGUUGGGGGAAAGUAGCGGAGUCUGUGCCCGUUGUUUCUGUCGUGUGUGGGAGAGAGCAAACCGGGUUAAACAUGGAGAAAAGUAACCGUUUCGUCGAGCUGUUCCACCAUCUCCAAGACCCCCACCUCGUCGCCCGCUUUCAGGACAUUUGCGGGGUUCGCGGGACUUUUUCUAGAACCGUCGGCAGCAGCAAGGAAGCGGACCGGACUCACUCGCUCAAUAACGGGGCUUGCCACCAUCACAUCACCGGGGAAGAAGAGAGCGGAGACAAGGCUAAUGUUGGAGCAGGAGAAGGGGAGCAAGUGCAGACGGGUGUUCGGAAGAGGGAUACCGGUUCAACCCGCGUGGAGGAAAGUGAAAGUGCCACCCAGAAUGGGGCUGCUGUGUCUGCGGGCACACCGGGGGGAGAGGCGGCUGCUGCGGGGGGUAACGGUCGCAGCGUCGCGGGGACCGGGCCGGACAAAGACUCGGGUUCUCCUGUGAGCAGCACUUUGAAACCCCUCCGCAAAAACUCUCUCACUGGCGAUGCCGGGCAAGAGUUCCUGAUAGAGAACCGGUUCUUGUACUACAUGUUCACUUUCGGGACCGAGCUGGGCAACGAGUUCUUCUACAUCACCUUCUUCCCUUUCGUGAUGUGGAACGUGGACGCCUUUGUGAGCAGGAGGCUGAUCAUGGUGUGGGUGUGGGUCAUGUACCUGGGUCAGUGCACUAAGGAUGUGAUCGGGUGGUCUCGGCCCGCUUCACCUCCUGUGGUCAAAGUAGAGAUGUUCUAUAACUCGGAGUACAGCAUGCCGUCCACACAUGCCAUGUCGGGCACUGCUAUCCCCUUCUCCCUCUUCUUCUUGACCUACGGCAGAUGGGAGGUAAUGUCAAUCUAUUGUUGAUGUUGUUAAAGUGUUGAAAAAUAACUAAAUCUGAAUUUCAGGAGAGAAGGAGUAGUUGGCAGAAGUUGCUUCUCCUUGAUUUGAAUAAGGGAAGCUGAGAAAGUUCCUCUUGUGUUGUUACAUGACACUAUGUUCCUGUAUUUGCCCAUUUGGAAACAGCAGAAAAUGGUGAGAAUCAUUCCCUAGGAGUCGGGACUGUCCAACAUGACACUGAUAUUCCUACUAAAAGUCAUUUUAAAGCGCUUCAUCUUUAAAGGGAUAUUCCGGCAUAAAAUUACUGUAGGGUUAAACACACUGCAACACCGAGUUAGACACCCCCUCGAGAGAUGAAUAUUGACGUCCGCUUGCUUCUCUAGUUAUACCAACUUUAGUAACAACCGCAGACAGCAAGACAGAGGACCACGUGCUCAACCAAAACACCACUCUAUAGCCACAAAUAAUGCUCAGAACAGCACCUAACUUCCUCAACAGUACAUAUAGGGUACUACCCUAUAUUAUCUCAUAUAUAUGACAAAGAUGGACAGAGGAGUGAGGAGAUGGAGGACUACCUAUAUAUUAUCUCAGGAAAUUAUCUCAGGAGUAAAUUAGAAACGAUGUCACCACAAUGUUUUUGCACAAACCAUGCACAGACUACACAGUUUACACGAUACUCUUAACACUGUCUGCAGCACAAAUUGCAGACUAUGACGGCUAAUUAAAGGGGCCGCUCAAGCCAAUUAAACAUGCUCAGUUCAUUUCUGUUUCAAGCUUUUUAAGAAGUCUCUUGCGUGACGAUGUGCAAUAGAAAUGUAAACAGGCAAAUAGACCCUCGUCACAGUUCUUAUCUAUUUGGAAAUACAUCACCAGCCAUAAUUGUAAGUUCAACAGACCUCCCAGCGAUGGUAGUUGCCAUCUUGGUUGUUUUCAAGCAGGCCAAUGUGUCAUCAUCUGAAAGAGCCUGAAGAGAACCAUGAUUGGUCGGACAUGUCUGAGAGUGGAGGGACAUUGUUUAGAAUGGAAGCAGGUCCAGAUCCUCCUGCUAGCACAAAUGAAAGGGUCUGACAAUGACGACACCCGGCUGGAAAUGUGGCCUGUAGGAGCUAAGUCGACACUUAAAGCUACUGAGAUGCUUGACCGCGAGUAACCUUGUUGACGCACCGCGCUACUGAGUUUUACCGUGAGUUGUGAUGAUCGCUGAAAGUCCGGACGCUGUUCCUCAGAUUCAGCAAACAAAAAAUGUAUAGUUAUGAACAUAACCAAAUCUAUUUUGCAUUAUAUAUCCAACAUUGAACAAACAAGGAAAGCGCCGGCAGUUAGCGCCACAACAGUCAAAAACCUUUUUCCCUUUUGGGUCAAACACCUGCCCACAACAGUGACAUGGCUACCAGAUAACAAGACAGCGACACCCAAGGCACAUAAAGUGAACUGCAACUCAUUAUAUGGUGUUACAUUAACAUAUUUGUCUCUGUUUGCGUAUUCAUGCAUUGAGUCCUUUAGUAAACUUGUUUAAGACGUGUUACUGUCCUCUUACACACAGCAGCAUGUCCUCUACUGUCUUCCUUCUUUAUGUCUGGUCUUUUCACAAUAUAUAUUUCUUCGGUUUCUAAAGGUGAUCUCCAUGGGAACAAGGCUUGUGCAGUUCGCAAUGACAAGAAAUUUGUUUCAAGCCUAACCAUGACAAAAGAUGCACUUGUUCACGCAUUAUCACACAGAGACUCCCCUUGUUACAUUAAACACAUACAGACAUGAGAAGUGCCAACUCUUGAUACAGGAUCAGUCAGACUCUGGCCUCUGAAGUCAGUCCUCUGAAGCUGCAUCAUUAACAAUUAAUGUGCGGUUGGCCGAGUGGAUACAGUGACAGCAGCCAUGGCAGCUGUACAGCUGUAUGAGCACAUUUGUUUACUGCUCGGAGUCGAGUGUGAUCAGGCUCACUGCGGUUACAACAAUAGUAAAAGGCUGACACCUCACUAAGCUUUUUACACAGCAGGGAAGACAGUCAUUAGCUUGAUGAUAUUUUCUGCAGAUAAUGGCUUUGUUUAUAUCACUAACUCACUGAUCAUUGAUCUCAUAUUCCACCUUCUGCUCUUCAGGAGUGUUAAACUUCAUCAAAAGUCGCUGGAGUGUCUAAAAUCAUUAAACUAACACGCACGCAGGAAUUUUGUUUUCACAAGCCGAUCUCAGUUGUUCCUUUCUUCACCUCCUCCUAUUCACUCUAGAGGAACAACCCUCCAUUGUGUCCCAGUCUGUAAAAGCCAACAAGAAGGUCUGUGUAGUCCACUUCUAUUGUCCUGCUCCUGUGCAUCCACACAGAUGAGAUCAACAAACUGCAGGGAGUACAUUUGAUUCUCGUAGAUCUGAGACUCGAGGAAAACUGGAGCAGCGAAUCCUCAGCUGACUGAAAGUUUUAUGCCUCGUCUUAGAAAGUAGGAUCAGUACUUUCACCUUUUCUUUGCAGUUAAACAGAAAAAAAACCUUCACAAUGUCAAGUUCAAUAUGGAAAGACUAACAAUAGAUGCUCUUCUCUUUUUUAGUAUUCGUCAAUAUCUGAGCCGCUGGUGCUCCAAUGGUCUGCUCUGAUUAACAGUUGUUGAUAGGCAUACAAAGGUAUUGCUCCGACAGCCACAAUUCCCAUAGUGCUUAUUUAUAUUCCCAUAGAAAUUCAGUGAUGUUACACCCAUCGCUUUGAUGUGAGUUGGGGUAACAAAAAUAUCCCAGACUUUUGAAGCAGAAAAGCGUGGGAUCUCUGUUUUUUCGUGGCUCGAAUCACAACAGGGCGAGAGCAGAGGUGGGACUGAUUUACAGCACUCAACCCCCCCUGCCCGUCUGCUGCAGCAGAUGAUAAGAGAACCGACACCUGACCUUGGAGUGUGGGACUCCAAGAUAACACAGACGUAUUGUCUGCAGCUCUCUUAUAUCACAUUCAGUCUGUACUUAGAAAACUGAGUUUGAAAAACACCACGAGUCACGGAAAAUUUCAGAAACUGAUCCUCAAUUUUCCAGAGAAUCAGUUUAUGUCUGGGUGAACGCUGAGCAAACAGACUCCACAUGCUGUCUUCAAUUAGAAAGUGCUGACCUGUUUGUGCCUGUUUAUCUCUGCUUUGCCUUCGCUGUUAUCAGUUUAGUGGAGAGCAUGUGAAAGUGCAAGCACCGUAAUCUGACUGCAGCCAGUCACAUUACAUGAAGAGGAGAUAGGAUGUAGCGAGGAGGUGAAUUCACGGAUUUUAAAGCAGUGAGAGCCACGAAACUGAGUUGUUCUGUCUUUAUCUCUGAGAGUAGACUAAGACUUUUGUGAGAUGUUUCUACGGUCUGUAAUUUCCAAAAUGUAUCUAGAAAUAAAAAGGAUAUUUUGGUUUCUAACUAUGAAGCAAAAAGUAAUUUAGCUGAUGCCAGGAGGCUGGGAUUAUUUCUGUUUGGAUUAUAGUACAACAACCCUUUACUUAAAUAGAUAGCAGGCAGCUUACAGUUAGCUGUUGUUGUAUUUACCCUACUACAACUAUAUACGUCUGCAAAUGACAGCCAGGCCUUCAGGGAGCUGCAAAGUUGCAAUUAGAGAAUUCAUACAAAUUUAAUCUACACACCUUAUCCAUGAUGUUGCAAGUUUUGCACGUCUAAGCAACUCUUUUACGAGUUUACCCCUCAAACCUCCCCUCUGGUUGCCAUGUUGACAUGUAGUUAUUGUAAGACUGGUUUGUGCUGAAGUCCUCUUUUUUUCUGUACAGCUCCAUUUUUAAAAGUUAUUAGGGUGUUUGUGUUUUCUAUGAUUGACAUUUGAUACCGCCUAUAGGCGGACGAAGAUUGUGAGCUCACAGGGGGAUAAGCUGUUUGAGCCGAGCGUCAUCACAGCGACUCUCAGCGUUUCCCCUGCCAAGUGGAGCUACUGCACAAGUGGUGGAAAGCGUACAACGCUACUGCCCAAUGUUGGUUGCAGGAAAUGGAGGAAAAACGCAGAAUUAACAAGAGCUUUUCGGCUUCAAAUCCAUACAGUCUAUGGUUUCAACCAACAACUAUUCUAAUAGUCGGCUAGUCACCGACUAGUCGGAUAAUUAUGAAUUUUUUCUUAAAUUUAACAUGAGGUUGCUCUCUAAGCUAAAAUGGUCUCGAACUUUGGAGGUUUUUAAGCGCGCACUCGUAGCUGUUGUAUGGGACGCUGGCGCUGCAAUGUUUACCCUACGGCUCGGCGGAGAUGCUAUUGCGCAUGUGUGACUCUAGGCAGAGAUCAUAAUGAAGUACGACGCCUCACUCCACAACAGUCGUCAAUGGAAUUCAUUGUUGACUUUUUUCAUUAUCGAUUGUUGUUGACAACGUUGACUGAUCAUUGCAGCCCUACCGUACUCACUCCUUUAAUGCUCAAAAUAUUGAUACUAUCAACCUACCUACCUUGGCCUACAAACCAGAGAGGUAACUACAUACAGAUAGGGCUGGGCGAUGUGUCCUCAAUUCAAUAUCACGAUAUAUUGAGCAGUUCACCUCGAUAACGAUAAAUAGACGAUAACUACUCUACAAGCUGCUCACCCCCUCCCACUUUAACUUCGUCUACUUCAGCCGCCGCUCCAGCCGCUACAACUUUAGAACCAUCCUUCAUCUCCUCACCCUUCUGUCCGUCUUUGUCACAGACUGGAUGGGGUUGAAUCGUGUCUCUGAUGUAGGACAGCAUCUUAAAGGGACAUGAGACCAUAGCCUACCUACACACAUCCAAAACCAACUUUUAUUUACCGAAUAUAUUGACAUAUGCAAAAUGACGUCAGUUAUUGUCGUACACUUUGGUAAAUUUUAGGUGUAUCGCCCAGCCCUACAUAAAGGCGUUCAUUGUAAGCUGUGUGUGUGUCCUCCACAUCCCCUAACCUUUGCUGUAGUUUCCCAGCAAGCUAUCCUGCCUCAGCUGACUCGCCUGAGCACAGCUGGAGUGUUGGGAUUUGCAUGGGCCAGAGUCUCACCCUCCUCCUCCUCCUCCUCCCAUCCUACCCCAGCCCAGACAAUAACCAGAUCCAGAUGUCUCAGUAUGGAAGAUACUGGUAAGAGUGAAAUAAGGGAGAGGAUGCGGGGGAGAGGAGAGUGUUUGAAUGAGAGAAGAUAGGAGAGGAGGAGGAGGAGGAGGCAGAGGAAAGAUUAAAGAAGAUAGUAGAUGAGAGAAGAUUAGGGAGGAGGAGACGUGAGGGCAAGAGAUGGAGAGGAGAGGUUAGGGGCAAGGAGAGAAGAGAGGAUUAAUACACAGUAAGAAGCGAUUGAAGAAGAAGGAUAAAAGAGAAGAAAGUAGACCAGAGAGCUGGAAAGGGAGAUAAGAAGAGAAAGUAUAAGCUGAGAAAGAGCUAUAAGAGGGAUGAGAGUGAUACUCAAGAAGCUCAAACUGACAUAUCAGAGCAGAAAAACACGGAAUCAACGCCCGACUGAGUGAUACGACGUCUCAUUCUGUUCUCCAGCGGAGCCAGAACAGAAAACAUUCGAGUCAAGAGGCUUUGUGUGGGACUUCCUCUCUCUCUCCUCCUGCCGGACCGUUACAUGGGAACUGUGCAAACACGAUGGAGUCCAACAGCUGACCGUUUCCUACGCUCCGACCCUUUAUUUACAUUGCAGAUAAAUACAAAAGCUACAUCUCAUUGUUUGCAUUCAGAAGGAAAUGGAAAGUCAUGUUUGUUUGUUUUAUAAAGCUAUAGCGGUGCAUUGUUGGCGUCCAGCUACGACAGAUCUAUGGAUAAGAGGAAAAAAAUGAGCCGUGCGACAAUAGCCGUUGUGUCGAGUCGAGGCAAAAUGUACAUCUUUCAAGUGGAAUGACUUUUAAUGCACACCCUGGGUGGUUUGGAUGUGCAUGUGCUUGUGUUUGUGCGUCCGAACGCACUGCGUACACAAACCCUACACAGUCAAUAAGCAGUGUGCAGAGAACCACAAGCCACACAAAAAAACACACCACGCUCAUAAAACUCCGCUUGAGACGACCGCCGCAGCACCGCAGUGGUCACGGGCACGAGGCCAGAGCAAGCGUGCAAACACGGCCGUGGGACCCGCUGACACAAGCUCUGUUUAGACACUGAUUGGGAAACAUGUCCUCAGUCUCGUCUUCCUCCCUUUCCUCACCUCAGACACGAAGCUGUCUUUCCCUAAACAUGGAGCUUCGGCAGUCUGAGUCUGACCCAGCUUCAAAGCUAAUCCACACACACAACGCAGAAAGACCCCUGUUUCUCAACCAAAACCUCCCUCUGCUGCACUGACCUCGUUUUUCAAAGAGUUCUAAUUGACACUUUGAAGCAGAGCCUGCUGGUUAGAGGGACACCUGAAGGAGAGUCUCACAGGGGCUGUCUGACUGGAGCUAGACUGUCAUCUUUAGCGGCGAGCUUUAGAGUAAAACAGGGUCUGAAAACCUCUUGACAGCCUUCUGCAUAUUUAAAACAUGAUGAGUUUUGAUCUGGUUUUCUUCAUUCAUAGCAGGCUUCCUUUGAAUCUUAUCUAAUGCUGUGUUUUCAUACACCAAACACUGUUUAGACUACAAAUAAUCAGUCAUGAGGGAGAAAUCGGACUGUAGGCAGCCUCUCCUCCUCUUCCUCCCUCUUCUUGCUACAGGCCGAGUGUGUCUGUCAAGAGAACAGCAGAACUGCUGAAAUAUUUAUGAGAUCCUCUGAGUCGGGGCGCGCACUUCAGCCUAUAAUCAUUCUCAUCAUAUCACAGGAACGCAUAUUAUUAUCAACUCUAGCUGUAAACUGAACACUAAACUGAGAACUGCUGGACGUGAACCCUUUGACACUUUGAUUAUGAUUUUUAUGAUAAUCUUUAUGUUUGACCAAUAAACACGCAGAGAUGUGAUAGAUUUCCUUUGAAAGGGUAACUCAGUACAGAUAAAAACACUGUAUGCAUUUGAAUAAGUGUAGAUAAAAUAUUUCGAAAUGUGCGACUCCACGUAAAGGAGGGCUGAUUUACUGAUAAAGCAACCUUGAUAGAAGAAGAGGGUGAGGGUUUACAUUGAUAACAAUGUAAACUUUGGACAUCGUUGCUUUAUCAAUAGACUGAACAAACAGUCUGUCGCUGAAAUAAAGAUGCACAAUAUAAUCCACACAUUGUUAGAAUCAGCGAAUAAAAGCUUGAAUAGUUGCAGGUAAGAAGUUUUACUUAGAUUAGAAGCAUUUGGACAUGCGCUGAGUCGUCUGAUUUCGCUGAAACAACCACAGAAGAAGAAGAGCUGUAUUGACGCCUGUGCUGUCAACAAUCCAACACACACGGUAGUCGCUCACUCCAUCCAAUUCAGAAGUUUUCUCUCUGUUAAAUGUUGUCACUAGAUGGCGCCCUUGCCUACUUAUUUUACUGUUCUGUCAAAGAUUGCGAUGUGCGUGCAGAUGUGACAUCAUUACGCUGUAGGUACGCCCUGUUAUGUUAGCGGAGGAGCAGACACGGCACUUGUGGUUGUGUUAAUAAUGAAACCUCCUGUACUGGUCUCGAUAAAUAAAGAGUGAAGAUUGAGUCAGGUAAGAGAGUCAAAAUCGGAAUAAGUGUUUACAUGGACACGUUUCGGAAUAAAUAUCGUCAUAAACCACCUCUUUCAAUCGAAAUAAGUGUUCACAUGGACACGUUUUGGAAUAGUGAUUGGCAUAAACCACCCCUCUUGGUCGGAAUACAAUGUAUUCCUGAUUGAGCUGAAUUGGAUUAAAAUCUUGCGGACGACAUUUUUACAAGACGCAUUAUUCCGAUAUUUGUACCCGUGUAAAUGCAGCUGUUGACAGCAAAGCACCUGUUUGUAAGGAGGAGCAAAACAACACCCCUUACACACCGUCACUUUAAUUGUACAUUUCAAGACUGUCACUCUGAACAGCACUGAGAGUUGCUUUAUUAAUAUUUGUCACUCACUGUUGGUGUCACUUUGUUAAGGCUGCACUAACAACGUGUUCUGUCUUCUUGUCCACAGUACCCCUUCUCACUGGGCUUCAGCUUGGCUCUCUGCUGGUGUUUACUGGUGUGUGUUAGCCGAAUCUACAUGGGAAUGCACUCUGUCCUGGUGAGUACGCACACACACACACACACACACACUCACAUUUAGUGCCAGAAGGUUUGCCACCUUCAGUGCCAGCAUGGCCCCAUUCUGUUGGCUUGAACCUGAUAGCUGAUAUCUGGGAAACAGUAUCUGACUGGUUAACACCUCAACUCCAAAACAAGCGGCUUCAGUUUCUGGCGUCAUCUCCACAGUCACUUGUUGAAUUUAGUCGUGUAGUCAAAGUAAAACACUAAAAACAACCACAUAUUGUUUACAACACAACUGAUUUCUCUGGAAAAGUUAUGAAAUAUGCUGAAAGCUAAUUUAGGGACUUAAAACCGCCUUUGUGGAGUCGUUUGUAUGGCGUGUUGAGCAGGCAGGGUGUGAAACAGGAAACCUUUUCCACCCAUUGAUUUUAAGCAGGAGGUGGAAUCUGAACUUAAGCCUCCAAACAAUAGUUUUCCUGCAUAAAGGCGCUGCAGAAAAAAACAAGCUUAUAAACAUCUGCCAGGUGUCUGUUUACACAUUUGACCAGCUGUGGUUAUCAGAUUUGUAGAAGAAGAGUGCUUCACUAUAUUUUGCAUUUAAAGGGGAUUAAUGAUUUCUGAAGAGCCCUCUAAUUCAGCAUGUGAUUGGGGUUUUGACUUUUAUGAAAUCUUCUCCAGCCUCCGUCUGUAACACAUGGCUAAUCAGAAAUACGCCUGAUAUCCCCGUCAUGCUGAGACCUGACUCCGCCACCAUCUGAUGCAGACGUAUGUCGCCGAACGUCAUCAUCGUGGCCUGCAAAAACUUGCCUCUGCCUGCACCUUUUGUCUGCUUGAAAUCGUCUGCAGUUGGAUGUGUUCGCUGCUGUACAGUGCAGGUACAGUCAUGAAAUACAGAAUCUAACACCCCUGGGAGGAGGGCGUGUUCAUCGCGGGAGCCCUACAGUGAUGUCCUACUUCUCAAGAGUGUGGGCUCAACCUGCACGAAGAACAGAAGGCUGCUGGUGCCGAGCUAUGCAAACCAACUCGACGGUGUUUACCUUAAGGCUUUGUGCAGCCAUGUUGAAUGAGUUGUGGAGGGAUCCUUAUGAGGGUCUUAGCCUCUAUGCAUGGAGGGUUAGAUUAGUUAGACUGUGGAGCCACAAAUGGGUGUCAGAUUUGACUGUUUUUAUUGUUUUCUCAUCUUUAAACUUAAGUUUUAAGUCAGAACAUCCUAAAUAGAGAGAGCUAACAAGUUUGUACUGCUGGCUAAAGUUCCUGCACCGACCCCCGUAUGGUUCUUGGUUGAAUAUCUUCUAUAAUUUCAGCUUAUUUGGACCUAAAUCAUCUGACACUUCACCACAGCAGUGUACGUCAGCUCUCCUGUCCACGCUCUGGUCACAUUAACCAUCGUUUUUGUCAUAAUUUCACUCACGGGGAAAAUUAUCUCAGUGUUGAUGCAAGAGUGUCUGUCGCCACGGCAACACGCUCUGUGGUCACAGCUGUGUCAGAGGGAUUGAUGGAUGGUGGGAGCAGCAGACAUUACAGUUUGCUGGCCGUCCUCCCAGAUAAACUCCGGAAGGUUAAUUCCACAUCAGAGACGUCCUUUAAGGGCUUUCUGUGGUCGUCAGCGGGCGGUGUAGUGGUUUAGAGCUCCGCCGCAGGAUUCACACACACAUCAGUCCUCGAGCUCCACUUUUUAUCUCCAAAAAGUGUGAGCAGUAAAACUCUCAACUUUCUAAAGGUGUGACCAACAGUUCUCCUCAGAUAAACACCGACUGACCUAGAAACAGAUUGAAGAGGACUGGUUCAUUUGAGCUUCUAAUUAGAUUUAUUAUGCACAGAGAGAAAAUUAUAAGACACAGACUUGACUCAGCUUGAGGAACCGGGCAACAACUCCAGGCACGCCUAAUCUAUCCUGGCACUGAACCAGAUUCAAGCGCAUCCCAAUGAUGACAACACAGCAGCUAUAAAUGGUAGCUAUCAGGAAUUAGAGAUCCCCCCCAAAGGAUCUUCAUUAUUAUGACUCAAGGAUUUUAUCAGCAUUUAUCUCUGCUUAUCAUCAUGGAGGAUUUAACCCUCUUCAUCAGAGGUAUCUGUAAAUGCUUUUAAAGAAGUAAAGAAGUCUAUAAUCAUUUAAACUUCAAUUUAUAUUUAAAUAAUUGACAGUUCAGGUAGCCUGGUGUUCUGAAAAUAACUUUAGAUGACAUGUCUGGCUGGUAGAAAAGGCGACGACUGCAUCAUGACAGGUUCAUCCUCAUGGGUUAGUUUAGAGUUGAGCAAAGAUCUAAAAUUCUCCGAGACUUUGGGACAUUUCUCUUAUUAAAAAUAUGACAUAAUCUCACUGAAUCAUUCAAAGAAGCAGAUUAUUAUAGAUUAACUGUGAUGAUGCAGUGUGUAAAAAUAUGAUGUCUUUGAGCCGACUUCAGGGGACGUUCUGGGGAGGAUCAGACUUUGGGUAUUAUUAAGAUCCUGCAGAUAAAAUGACAUCACUGGUUUCUGACGGAAAGUAAACUAAAAAUGAAUGAAAUGUAUUGGUUCCCGUGGUUACAGACGCUGUUUACAUCUUAAAGAGAUUAAGCGCAACGAGUAGAAGACUUGAGGGAAAAGCAGAAGGAUUUUUAAGUUACAGACCACACGGUGGGUGCAAGCAGUGGUCACAGCCAUGCCUUGAGUGGCAGGCGGGAGCAGGACGAGGCAGAGGAUGAAGAGGAGAAAAGGAGGUGUGGAGUACACACUACAACAGGAAAAAGAAGUAAAAGUACUUUGUAGGAGGAAACAGAUGCUUAAACGGUGAAAGACUGCAUCUAGGGGUAAUUUAUUUUUAGACAUUCUCAGAUUUCUGAUUUUUGCAAACUCUGCUUGUGGUUAAAGAGGGAACAAUGGAGGUUAUCAGUCUACAGGCUUUUAGUGAAAAACUGACUGUCUAGUCAUCAGACCACAGUUCAAAAGUCAGCGUACAUAACAAGAGCCAAAGGUUUGGGUGCUUCCACCAGUGGGAAGUAGGUUUUGCGCAGUACACUGUUAAUGACACGGCUAACAGUGUAGCAAGGCUAAUAGCAGAUGGCUAACUCUAACUUUAGCGUGCAUAUUACAUGGUGCUUCACCGUUAACUCGGCGUGACCGAGACCAGCACAGCAGGGAACAUUAUGAAGUGGGUUGAACUGAAACUUUCUGUAAAUAUUGGUAAAUAUUGGAAAAUCAGCGAGUUUUGGCCGAUUACCGAUUAGUCUCAAACGGGCUAAAAUUGGCCGAUUUAACAGACUUGCCGAUAAAUCAGUCGGGCCCUACCAAAAACUCGUAGAAGAAUCACACUGGGAGGGUAGCAUAUCAUCCCAGCUCUACUUUGAGAAGUCAUAUGUCGUCAUAGGUGGCUACUUCAUGCUUUUUUGUAUUCUCUGUAUGAACACUAAUCUCAUACACAUCGUUCUAGUUAAGGCCUGAGAGGUAAAUGUGAGACAGCCCCACGUGUAGGCAGCUCUCUCCCACCUGAUAACUCUGCCUGAUGUAAGCUCUGAGAGCUGAACACUCCGCCGCAGUCAGGCCAUGUGGAAACUGUUGCGUUUCAGGGAGUGGAGCGGGAACACAUGGCGAGCCAUUAGCGGUCUGCUCUGCCUUCAGGCCUGCCGGGCUCUUAAUGUUCUCUGGAAAUCAUCACACCCAAUGAAACGACUUCCCUCGUCUUUGUUCUACAGGAAGAACUCGGAGACAAAAAGCCGAUUUGCUGCUGACAAUGUUGUUGACAUCUAUAACCUUUUAGCAGACUGCUCACCGGGCACUUUGAUUUACGUGUUGGCUUAUGUGACACUUUACAUCUUUUACGUUAACACCAGAAGACGCUCCGGUCGAAGUUUAAAGGCCAUCUUUAGUCAGUGGAUGGAUGCUGAUUGCUUCACAUUCAGGGUUUUUAGUUCUUGUGCUACAACGUGUGCAUUAUUUUCAUUGUAGGGCGUUUUGAAUAAAAGCUUUCACCACUUAAAAGCUUGCGCUCCAUAGUGUCCUCGAUGCACCCAUCCUCAUGGGUUUUACACUCAUUGUGGCGGUGCUGCUUCUAGCUGUGUCAGUGGAGGAGAAAAUUACAGACAGCUGAAAAGCUUGUGUGCGCUCACUGUGUGUGUUUCACUGAAAGGGAGGGAGCUGAUAAGAGUUUGCAGCGGAGGCAGUUAAAUCACAGUUCCUCCGAGAGGUUAUCUCGCUGUGUCCUCCCUUCUGCGUGUGUGACGUCAGCUCUGUGGCUCUGGUAGUUCAGCGGGUUUAAUGACUGACUGUGAGAGAAGGGCUCAUACUCACCUAAACAUGCAUUUAAGCAGACAAGUAGAUAUUUAAACUGUAACUGGACCUUGGUUCUCUCCAAGCAUGGAGAUCUAAGCGGGCUAACCUGCUGAAACGUCCUCAGAGGCUGGUGUAAAUUUACAGUAACCCUCAUCGAUUUCUCCACCAGUGUAAGUGGACACUGAUAAAACAUGUGCUGUCAGGCACUAAUGUAAGGUAAAUAAUGUACACUGUCAGGUCAGCUUGAUGAAAGGCUAUUACAGGCUGAUUUACACUGUCCUCUACAGUAAACACACAUAAUGUAACACUGCAGAGAGCCUUUUAAACACGCCUACAUGACUCUGAAUGUUAUGAUAAACGGCUUUUUAGCGAGUUUUCCCAGCAGACCUUAAUCUAUUUUUCUCAUUUUCCUGACUUAUUUAUCCCCUCCUGCUGUUUUGAGACAUUUUACAAUACAAACAUGAUCAGCUUAGGAGGAUAAAUUGCAAACUUACAAGAUUUAAGAUGUACUUUCAUAGGAAAAAGUAAUUACAGGGUUUUAUUGAAAAGUCUGUUUUUCAGCAUCUUGAUUCUUAUAACAAAGUGGUGCUGAAUUGCAUAAAGACAGCUCCUCUUAUCUCCCUUUUUAAAAUCACAUAUGGUUUUUCCUGAGUCUAAAUUUACAGCUUUGUUCUCAUAAAUUUCUGACUUUAUUGUCCAGAUCUGGAAAGCUUUACGUCUACAAUAUUGCCCUAAUACUUCGCCGUGCAAAACAGCCUUGAAUAAAGUGGAAGUCUGACCUCUGUUCCAAAACAGAGAACUCAAGUUUCUACAUAAUCGGCUUUUUGUAAAUCUCAGUGCUGACACUUGAAGGUUAUUACAGCCUCCAUUGUCUUUUAAGAAGUGUAGUCAGUGUUGAGCUGAAGCAGACAGAUCUAUACUACUAUCAUUAGAUUUAUGAAUCAAAAUGAGCCCAGAUAUAAAUAAAAUAGAACCCCUGUGAGUUCAGUGCAGAUCUGUAAAGCCUCGCCAAAUAAUCUCCGUAAUGAGGUCAAAGAGAAUCAGUGUGAUGUUUCAUGCAGAGGAGAGUAGCUUGACAUUUGGAGGAAUCUUGUUUAGUUUCUUAAUAAAUAUCACAAGUAACAGGAAGAAACAACAACAUAGAAGAAGCACCACUCUGUCCACAGGGGGCGCCAAUACUCAGUAUGUUUACAUGACACUUAAGAAAACUGAAUUAUUGCCUUAUUCCGAUUAAGACCAGACAACUGAAGUGAAUGUAAACACCUUAGUCCGACUAUAAUUGGAGUUUGAGAACUCUGAUUGCACAGACCUGUUGUUGUUGUUGACAGUCGUAUGGGGUCGGAAACAGCGCAGCUAAAAAGACCCACAUCGCCCCCUAGGUUUGGGGAGGAGGACACGUUCACAUCAUUAAUUCAGUUUUCUCAGCUGCAUAUUUACGGGGACAAGGAGCGAAGUCCGAUUAGGCGAAAAUACCGAAUUAUGAGCUUAGUCUGAUUAAGCUGUGCUUGCAAACGCACUGACUGACGCUCAUAGAAAGUUCCCAGUAGGAGCUUUAAACGACUGUUUUCUACAUCCUAAAACUUCUCACAGUUCUUACAGUUGACUAGUGUGUUAAAGAUUCAACAUCUAAGUCUUUGCACCAGUUUAACUCUCUGGAUCGUCAUGCUGAAGUGGUUCAGCAGAGGUCCCCCUUUGGUUGAGCGCUACAUCCAGAUAGAGAUCUCAGAGGUCAAAUCCACACAAACAGGAGUGUCAGUGUUGCUGCAGGAAAGCUGACCGUCAGGUCAAUAAACAACCCUGAUAACCUUUGUGUGUAAGUCCAGAGUUCAUCAGCAUUUUCAGAUUUGCUUAUUUCCUGUUUCCUGUCAACACUUCCGUCAUUCUUUAGCAAGAAAAUGCAGCAAUAAAUAUUUUAUCUGUACAACACAGGUCCUUAUCAGACAGGGAUUAUAAUUCUGAUGCAAUAUCUAAGAAAGGUUGUCAAGGUUUGAUUUAAGUGAAGUUUAAUCGUACUUGAACUUCCUGAAAGCCAAAGGUUAAGACGACAAGCCUGCAGUUUGUACGCUCUGGCCUAAACUAAUACUUGUUUUCAGUAAAGGUUAAAGGUCAGAGAUAUUUUCUGUGGGAACAAAAUUUCAGGCAUGAAAAGUAUGAAAAACAAAGCAGGUAACUGGUACUGGAGGGCCCUGAUUUUUUUUUAGCCUUUAAGCAGCGCUCAUUAAAAUCAAAAAUGACUCUGCAGUGGAAAUUUAUUUUAUUUUAUUUAAUUUUAUUUAUUUAUUUAUUUAACUUAUUUGAUUUAUUUAUUUAACUUAUUUAACUUAUUUGAUUUUAUAUAUUUAUUUAACUUAUUUGAUUUCAUUUAUUUAAUUAAUUUAUUAAACUUAUUUUCUUUUCUUUAUUUAUUUAACUAAUUUUAUUUUAUUUAUUUAUUUAACUUGUUAAACCUAUUUUGUUUUUUUUUCUUUAUUUAUUUAUCUAACUUAUUUAACUAAUUUGAGUUUAUUUAUUUAUUUAUUAAACUCAUUUGAUUUUUUUUAUUUAACUCAUUUGAUUUUUUUUCUUAUGUUUUUAUUUAUUUCGAACAUGUGCCUACAACACAAGAAAGUAAACUGAAAUCAACAAACAAAACCAAUAGAAAUAUUCAAAACAACAAUAACAAUAAUCAAUGCAAACAAAUAAAAAAUUGAAAUAAAAAAUAAUAAUAAUGCAAACCCAACAUGUCACUUCAAGGACUCAAUAUUAUAAACAAAAAUCACAAUCCUUCAACCUUGUUUUUUUCCUGCAUCCGCAAUAACAGGUUUCAGCUCAGUGUCUAACCCCCCCUUUUGUUUUUCCUUCAGGACGUCAUAGUCGGCUUCCUCUACAGCCUCCUGAUCCUGCUCUUCUUCCUGCCUGCUCUGGACACCAUCGACAACUUCAACCUAACUUGCCGCUACGCCCCGCUCAUCAUCAUCUCCCUCCACCUGGGCCUGGGCCUCUUCUCCUUCACCCUGGACACCUGGAGCACCUCGAGGGGCGACACCGCUCAGAUCCUGGGCACAGGGGCCGGCAUCGCCCUGGCCUCCCACGUGAACCACCUCCUGGGUCUGAUGCCCGACUCGACGCCGGACCAGCUCCCCCUCACCAUGCCCUCUUUAAGUGCCGGGCUGGUGGGUGCAGCUUUAGUGCGGCUCUUCUUGGGCGUGCUGGUUCUUCUGGCCACUCGUGCGCUGAUGAAGGCGGUCACCAUCCCGCUGAUGUGCCGGGUUUUCAGGGUGCCGUGCGAUGAUGUUAGGAAAGCGAGGCAGCACAUGGAGGUGGAGCUGCCUUACCGCUACAUCGUCUAUGGGACGGUUGGCUUCAACGUGCUCUUCCUGGUCCCACUACUCUUCAGCUACCUUCAACUCUCCUGAGUGGAUGUCAGUUCUCUUUCUGAUCAGAUUCCUCCAACUGUUCCUCAACUUCCUGAGUUGGAAAGAAAGUCAAUAAACUUUUAUCUGAAUGCUGGCAUGUUUUUCAGUUUCCCUCUUUUGGUUCAGGUUUGGACUAAGAGAUGAUCCAGGAGCGACAGACGGCUUCUCAAAGCCUUCCUGUCUGUCCUCUGAAGGACAGGACGUGGCUAAAUUUAGCCUUUACUGUUAACAGUUCUACCUGUGGUGAGUUAUCGCUCUGUUUCUCUUUUAGAUUGAUUUAAGUCGAAUCAAACGGCUCCUGGUGAUCCAAGGAAACUCUGGGACGGAGCCAAACUUUCACUCCUCUUUAACCAGCUCCACCUGAAACAGCAAAAAAAAAAUCAUUUUUGUAGCGGUGGCCUCUGAGAGACUGGAAAUACCACUGAGCGCUACUGAUAAGCCUAUGUCUCUGCAUCUGUGUUUUACUUUUGUCGUAGUUAAGAGUUCAGACGAAGAACCACACGAGUCUCUUUUGGUGAAACGGAAAUUUAUCCGACAUUUUGAGAACAACUUAGGUAUUUUUUCAUUGCCCAUUUACUACACCCAAAAUCGUCAGCACCAGUUAGUGAUAGGCAGUAUACUGGUUUCAUUUCUGACUAAUUCUUCACAAUAAAAGCCCCUAGUUGUCAUUUGACCGUUUGAAACACCUUUAUUUUGGCGUGUUGGAUGUUGAAGCUUCUUUUAAAAUCUUUAAAUCUGCUCUCAGGCACAUUCAUGAGCGCAGAAUGGCAUAACAAACUUAUUUUAAGGGUAAGAGAGAGUCAAAGUGGAUGAACAUGCCCGGUCUCUUUUUAUUUCUUAGUUUUGUGUCUUUACCUCUCCAAAAUUAAAUUUAUUCGAGCUCAAAGUGGCGUUCAGUUUGUGUGGUUCUUUGUCUGAGCUUCUUAAUUCGAUCUUCCUUCCUCGCCUCACUUAUUAAGCAAUAAGCUUUUGAUGAGUUUCAAAUCUGUAUUCUUGUAAUAGAGUGUAUUGAAAAUGAGAAAGAGCUUUUUUUCUUUCAGCCUGUGGAGUGGAAACCUGUGAUUAAGGGUACUUUGUUACCUGUCUGACAGAAAUAGACCAGAGUCCAAUAAGCUUGAGGCGUUUUCUAAAAGGGCUGCCUGCUCCCUGUCUGCUUUGUUUACUUCUUCUAUCUUCUUUUAGACAGAAAACUGUCUGUUCUUUGCUCUGUGAUUGAUUGUUUUUCCUGUUAGAAAGCAAUGACCGGGCACAUACUGUAGGAUCCAGAAGGAAGGAAGGAAGAAAGGAAGCAUCACUUGUUCAGGAAAUGCACAAAAAGAUUUAUUUUAGCAGUUUUUUUUUCUGUCUGCUGAGUUGCAAGAAAGAGGGUGACAGGAGUGUGUCUUCUUGGCUCAGCUCUUUUUUUUUCUUUUUUUUUUACACUGUAAGCCGACUUCCUGUCAGAGAUGAUCUUGAUGGCACGCACCCGCUUCCUGCGCCGAGGACGGUCUCAUCUGUUGGUGUCAGCAGGGAAGAGCAGAGGAGAUAAUGCCGCUCUCAGGAGGAAAGGCGCGUGGUGCGAGGAGGGCAGGAUGACAGUCCAGUUCAGGCAAAGAAAAAAAAAGAAAAAAAAGGUUUUAAAGCAAUAUUUUUAAACACUUUAGCUCAGAAGUUGAAUUUAAAACUCUAAAAUUUACUAUUGGGGUAUCGCUGUAAUCGUUUGGCUUUAAGUGAGAGUGUUCAAAGCUCGACAAAAACCAAUGACUGAAUCUUGAUUGGAAACGCUAUUUACAAAAUAUCUAGAGCCCCUUUUCUCAUAUGCACUCCUGACGUGUUCUAGGAACAUUUAAGCCCUGACAUUUCCAGGACAUUUCCCACAUCCACCUCAAAGUAGGAGGUCUUUUUGUCUCUCACAACUUGGAAAAACUUCAGUUUCUGCGUACCGUAUUUUUCGCACUGGAUUACAAAGCGCAUUAAGCCAAACAAAACAGUCUGAUAAUUCUAACUGUAUUUAACUCAUUCAAUAACUCCGCGAGGCUACGGUAGCUGCAGUGCUCCGACAAGCCAUCAGGCUGUGCGGCUUGGUAGCUUAGCGAAGUCGUAAUAAAACAUUUCGACAGAUUUUUGAGCGCCAUGUACCACAUAAAACUGGUUCGAGGUCAGUAUGCACAACCAGAAUUCAUACGUAAGGCGCACUGAGGAUUUUUGAGAAAAUUAAAGGAUUUGAAGUGCGCCUUAUAGUGGGAAAAAUACGGUAUGUAUGAUAAAAUUUUUGCUGUUCAUGUUCAAACAUGCCCACUUGAUGAAGUCCUAAAAUUUUCAGGAGUUUGUACAUGUGAAAAAGAGGCUCAGGAUGAGAUUUUGUCUUUAAAUGAACCUUGAAAGUGCAGAAAAAUGAGUUGACAUGCAAUAACUGGUGAUAGAGAGCGGGUCCACAGUUGUGACCCGUGAUACCUGAGCAUCCCUUAGAGACUACGUCGAUUGAGAAAUACUUGUAAUCUGUUUCGAACAUUUUUCCUAUCCCGUUCCACCCACUUCGAGGUAUCAAGGACUGACCGAAGCCUGAAGUUUGAUCACAUUCCUGCAGCAGUUGUGGGUGAAGUGCCUUUCUUAGCGCUGCCUUCUGCUGGUGACCUUUCACCUUUGAAACGAAGACCAACAAAGUAAGCGACAAACAUUUUAUGCUUUUCAAUUUGCCUCACUGAAAGCAGAAAGCUCAGCAGGAAGCAGAGUGUAACAAGCUGACUUGUGUGUUGUUAUUGUAUAUGGUACUGUCCUAUUAUGAAUGCACUGUUCCCAGAAUGCACUGUUUCCCCCCCUGAGCUGGGUAGAUCGAGUGAAUUUGGUCCUAAAGAUUGUGGGAUACUGGUAUAAAAUUUAAGAGUCAGGACUUACCCACAGUAGAAUAAAUGUUGGUAUUUGUAUUUGUGCUUUAAAAAAAAUUAAUUUAAUUUUUUCCUUCCUCUACUUUAAAAAGCUGAUUUAGUUAAUAAAAUAUUAAAACUAGCAAAAAGUUUUAAAGGUCAAAUUUUGCCUUUCAAUACACCCUCUAUCUGUGACUUAGGGCCUGUGUCCACUGACAGCAUUUUUUGUACUAUGUUUAAAACCAGCAUAAUUCAUCAUUCGAGCAUCCUGGACACUAAAACAGUUUUUGCAUAAGUGGAAAAUAAUUCAACACAUUUGGCUUCACCAUGCCAUGAUUACUCCCUCCUCUGUGACUAAGGGCCUGUGUCCAUUGACAGCAUUUUUUGUACUGUUCAUGUUUAAAUCGAUCAUAAUUUUAUCAUUUGAGCAUCCUAGGCUAAAAAAAAAAAAAAAGGUUUUUGCAUCAGUGGAAAAUAGUUCAACGCUCCUGGCAACACCACGCCAUGAUUACUCCCUCCUCUCUGACUAAGGGCCUGUAUCAACUGACAGCAUUUUUUUGUACUACUCAUGUUUAAAACCAGCAUUAUUCAUCAUUUGAACAUUCUGGGCACAAAAACUGUUUUUGCAUCACAGGAAAAUAGUUCAACGUUUCUGGCACAACCAUGCCAUGGUUACUCCCUCCUCUGCAACUUACCUAAAAUGAGAAGGGGCGGGGCUUUGUUAACAGCAAUGGUGUAGGUUUGUAUAAAAGCGAAACUAACCACAUUCAUCUGGGCAACAAUACAGUUUUCAAAUCUGGCGUUACCGCUCAUUUUUUUUGUUAUAUUCCUCUAAAUAAUAAUUAAAAAGUUGAAGUGAAAAGAACCCGUAAGCUGAGGUUUGAGAAAUGCAGUUGGUGUACACAGGCCCUUAUAGAGUGAUGUUUUUAUUUCUGUUGGUCCGCUCAUUGACAGUUUUUUAAUUCGGGCAUUAUCAGCAAAGAAAAUAUUAUCUGUAUUAACUGGUAUUAACUGGUAUUGCUGAUUAUCCACUCAGCUCAUUAAUUAGCUGAAUUUCUGCACCAUAAUGUAUCAUAAUCACCGCAGCACAGAUGGACCAGCCACGCCUUAGUGUGAAAGAUUGAUACUGUCAAAAAAGAUGUUUUUCUCCUUCCACCCGGCAUGUUUCACUUCCUGUGGCCUUGUUGUAGCAAUGGUUUUCUCUUUGUCUGAAUGUGGCUUCCCCUCUCUGCCUCUAAAAACAGGAAGUUUCGCUUUUUUUUCUGCUUUUAGAUUCUGAUUCAGACAUUUAAAUCCUCUGGUGGAGCUAUUGCUGUGAAAAAACCUCAAAGUUGCUCAAAAGGUUUAAAUGAAAUCAGGCCCUCCUGCACUCAUCAACAUAUACUGCAUAUUGAAACACGUCUCUAGCUCUGUCAGGUUUCUCUGAGAUUCUCUUGAUCUUGUCUUGGAGUCAAAAACACUUUGAGCAGAAACCACAAAACGCACACUUUGACCCGCAGCCAACUCCUCUGUCGGAUGAUAAGUAAAUCAGUGAUUAACAGGAGAAACUGUAAAGCGUUUAAACACAUGUCGGCUGUGAAUUAUAUAUCUUACUGAGGGGAUGUUUCCUCUGCAGAUGGAGGAGCGAUCAGAGUUAUGAGAUUGAUAAGAUUAAACCAAACUUCCUGACUCUGAUUACAACCCAUUCAGUUCGAGUUUACCCCCCGUUUCCUUGUGCGCGAGCGUGUGUACUACACUAAACAGCAAGUGUCUGAUUACGGGAAGGUUUUAUUUCAUGUGCAGUUACUCAUUUAUUUCACAGAGGGUUAUAAAAGAUGCAGCUUCAUAGUGCGGCAUUGUGCAAAUGAUGAAACUUGAAACUCAAAACAAACCAGAUUAUUUGAAAGUGGAAAAUUUUAUUCAGGAGAAUCAUUUAUUUCCUCAAACUGCUUAAAGGUACAAUGUGCAGUAUUUAGUGCAAUGUAGCAGAACAGUGUUGGUAGAAAUUGAAUUAAUUAAAGUGGCUUAAAGUGGACCUUAAGGAGCAAGAUACCUUUGACAGAAACAGUUAUCAUACAACACCAUAUUUCUACAGUAGCAAGGAAGGGACAAACUACUAUUUGUAUUUAGUUUAGUGACCUUGUAGUUGGGAGCCAAGAGUGGUUGUUGUGCGCUAAAUAACCAGUAUUUCUAAAAGCUUUUGAUGGUAAAAAAAAUUGGACAAACGGAGGAGCUUUUUGUCCUUCAAGGCCUCCGUAACUUCACUGUCAGGGAUGAGCAAGAGAGUAUUUCCAUCUAGAAAGUGACUGCUGUUUAUUGCUAAAUUCUCCCUUUUCUACACACUGUACCUUGUUGUCAAUUGAUACUUUUUUGUCUGAGCUUUUUGUCCUUGAAGGCCACCAUACCUUCAUUGAUAGAGUGAGCGAUGGAGGGUUUCAUUGUACGAAACGAGGUUGAGAGAGUGGUGGACGACAUGCCACACAGGGCUGCGUUAGAGUUUAGAGUUUUAUUUGACUUUAUUUGAUCUUUUAUUUCAGACCGAGUCACUAAGGAAACACCAAAUGUGGUAAAGAAAUCCCAUAUUUUCACUUUUAUCCCCACUUUUAUGUAGCACCUUUUAUACCAAUGUCCUCCCACCUUAAUAAAAUAUCAGGGAUUUUUUAAAGAAUAAAGACGGGAGCCUUCGGAGAGGCUCUGGAUCCUGUAGGCUUUAUCCUCAAACACAUCGGAGCGUCAUUUUAUCUCCUUUCUUCCUAAAAAAAAAACUGGAUCUCAGAGACUUUUAUAUGAAAUAAUCUCUGUCUUUGACCAAAUGUAAAGUAGGGAAACUGUUCAGCUUGUAGCUCGGUUAGCUGAAGUUUGCUCCACCUGUCCUCAUAGUGCCUUUAUUGAUCUUCAGGAACAUGAUUUGAAGUUUCAUGUAAAACCUCUGUUCUGGAUUUUGUUCUUAAUCUUCUUUUCCUCUUUGUCCUGUUGUGUUGCCUUUUUUGCACUUUGUAUCUCUUAUGUCAAACUGGAAAGACUCCCGGUGUUUCCUGGUUGGUUAUUCAGUUUUAAAAUGAGCUUUUAGUUCCUAUUGCUGCUGCUUGUUUAUUACUGCCUUCACAGAGAAAUCGCAGCAUGUGAGUCACUGUAUUUUAUGUCACUGUGGACUGAAUCCUGAACUGUUUAAUUCUCACUCUUGGUUGUAUUUGCUUUCACUCACUGCUUGCAUGAGAAAUGAGUCACGCAGUUUUUGUCUAAAUCAAAAUGAAACAAGCGUUGGUUUGUGUGUGUGUGUGGUCUAAGCUGAUUUAUUUUCUCUGAAUGGUCCCAGUCGGGAUUUUUUUUUUCUUUUAUUCCAGAUAGCUUGAUUUUUAACACAUCUGCCAGUUCUCGCUUUGAAAAACAGGGUGUCGUUUUGGGAUUAAACCCUUCAUAGCUUUCCAAAAAUGAAAGUAAACCCAGAAUAACGUGUUCAGUAGUGUCCUGAUUUGACAGAUGGGAACAUUAGAGAGCAUUUUAUGCAGUUGGACAGUAUUUUUUUAUCUAUUUCUUCAGAUUAUUUUUUUUUUGUCUGAUUUGUUUCAAAAUGAGGAUGUAUUUCUGUAAGAUUGUGUGAAAUGAACUGAAAUAAAAGUCAUAAUAAAAAAAAAAAAUCCUGUUUCUUUUCACUUAUUUUGUACGAGUUAAACAAGUUUGACAAAUUGAGGACCAUAAUUGGCGAGAGAUUUUUGUCCACAAAGGCCACCAUCCCUUCACUGAGAGGGGUGAGUAAGGGAGCACAUGUGUACCAGAAUUUGAUGGCACUAAAAAUGGUCAAAGGUCAAAAUUCUAAUUUGCUGACACAGAUUGGCGUGACAUGGCCUGUGUCCGAAAUGGACCCUUAACCCCUACAUAGGCGACUGUAUGGGGGUUAGCGCCAUUUUGAGGGAUGUCUGAAACCUGAGUGAUCAAUUCUAAUGCCCCAUAUAGGCGACUCAAAAUUUCCCAUAAAGCAUUGCAAAAUGUAGUGACCGUCCGACCAUGCAGACGUUUAACCAAUCUGUCGUGGUGAAGAAAGAGCUGAGCCGUAAGGCGAGACUCUCGAUUUACCGGUCGAUCUACGUGCCGAUCCUCACCUUUCCCCUUUCACCAAAGGGUUUCCUUUGCAGGGUGGCCGGGCUCAGAGUAAGGGUAAGGAGGUCGGACACUCGGGAGGCGCUCAGAGUAGAACAGCUGCUCCUCCACAUCGAGAGGAGUCAGCUGAGGUGGUUCGGGCAUCUGGUUAGGAUGCUUUCUGGACGCCUCCUGUUAGAGGUGUUCCAGACAUUUCCCAACGAGAGGAGACCUUGUGGCCAACCCAGGGCCAUGUGGAGGGGUUAUAUCUCUCGCCUGGCCUGGGAGCGGCUGGGAAUCCCCCCAGAGGUGCUGAUGGAAGUGGCUGGGGUGAGGGCCGUCUGGACUUCCCUCCUGAAGCUGCUGCCCCGACGACCCGGACCCAGACAUUGCAGUGGUGGCUGAUUUGAAAGGUACAACCCCCUUGCUACAUGUCUUCCCACACUCUCUGCUCCACACAUUUAUUGUUUGUCUUCAUCUGUCCUGUAAAUAAAUAAAAAAAAGAGACUACUUUAGGAAAUAUUUAGUGACUUUCCACAUUUGCAUUUUCUUGUGAGGAAUACUUGAUUCAUUUAGUGAGUUUCCUUCAAGGAGAACUGAGAGACCUCUGAACCAUCUGUGGAUAAACUGCAGCUGCAUUGACCGGGAAAUUAAAUCAGACGUCAACAGAAACACUGUGGAGAAGUUCAUGACGACAUACCCCACAGUUCCACAACGUCUCCUUUGGGCAGAGGGCCAAACUAAAACCUGGUUAACCUCCUCUAAUGCGAGACAGAGCGCAUGUGACGCUUCUUGUGGCUGAUCAUGUCUGUAAAGGUCUGUGAGGGUUUUCAGAGGCGCUGUCUCUUCUCUGUUUUUAUUCCUGCCUCUGCAGAGCCGCUCUUCAUGCACAGAUGGUGAUGUGGUGAUGUGGUGUGUCAUAGAAUGAACCGUUUUCCACGUCACUCUGCCAGGAGCUGCAAGGAGACACACUGCAGCUGCCGGCCUCGACAUUAAAGACAUUUCUUUUUGCUUCUUCUUCUUCUUUUUUUUUUUUUUUCUUGCUGCAUGCCAACAGGAAUGAGGCACACAGCACAGUAGUUAGUUUCUGUCAAUGUUUAAUGUUCAUGAGUCACAAACUGGAUUGAAACACCUGCUACCACUGAGGUCAAGAUGGUCCAGACUUUAAAGGUUUCUUUUCUGCAUAUAAGCUUCUUCAGAGACAUUGAUCCUCUGUUUUUAGUUUGUUAGAAGCUGAAGUAAAAGAACCCAAUACUUCUUCCCCCACUGAAUACACAAUGAAAAAAACAAAAAACAAAUCCUGAAUUAUGAUCCUAAAUCUUUAAAGCUUACUGUGGGGCAUAUUUAGACUUAUUGUCCUUUUAGCCAUUGUUUUACUUGUAAUCUUUUCUUAUUUAACCUUUUAGGCCUUUUAAUUGGUUUUAUUUUAUUUUAUAUAUUGUAUUGUAUUUUUUGUUUUUUAUUUUAUUUAUUGUGUCUAUUAUUAUUAUUAUUUAUUUAUUAUUUAUUUUUUCUGCUCAUUUAUGUUAUUCCAUUUGAUCAUUAUCACGAUCAUUAUUAUUUAUUAUUUUAUUAUGAUUAUUAAUAUUCUCUUUUUAUAUUUACUAUCCAGUUUCCUGCUUUCUACCCCCUUUUUUAUUACAUUUCUUUUUUUUUAACCUAUUUUAUGUUUUUAUUUUGGUCCUCAUGGUCUCAUUUUAUGUCGUAGGGUUGUUGUAUUGUCUGGGUUUCUUAUGACAAAUGAAAUUGACCUUCAAUUAAGGGCCUUGUUUUUCAGGCUGUAGAAAAGAAAAGCUCCAGGAUUACAUGGGGCCAAGUGUCUGAAACACUUAAAUUUAAGUCUUAUCCAAAAUUCACUGUGAUUUUUACACCUCAUUUAUCCCACCAGCUUAUCCUCCA